AUGGAGUUGUGGGACAUACAGCCAAACGUCAGGAGGGCCGACCUUGAGGCCAUUCGGCGCAAAGGCAUCGUGAAUAAGCAAACAUCUAAGCAGAUUCGCAAGGUGUAUGAUACUCUUGGGCGCGAGGAGGACGAAACAGUGGUUCUCAAUUCUGCGGAUACGGGCGCCGCUGCAACCGCAUGGUCUCAGCUUGAAAACACGCCUUUCUUUGGCGGAACGCAGAAGCUCUUGGACGAGUACGAUGUUGGGAAGCGGAUUGUGCAAAUCAUCAUCAGCCCGACGGAUCAGAUUUCCGGAGACCAUGACCUGGAGUUCAGGUUCAGUUAG
This is a messenger RNA of Colletotrichum chrysophilum, 327 nucleotides long. RefSeq lists its product as uncharacterized. The transcript has a single exon. The coding region runs from base 1 to 327 and encodes 108 amino acids. Lineage: Eukaryota; Fungi; Ascomycota; Sordariomycetes; Glomerellales; Glomerellaceae. The record is from RefSeq and is a predicted model, not a curated record.